AUGACGGGAGGAAAGUCGCCUUGCAGCAAAUCAAUAUUUGUAGAUAAUAGAAGUAGUGCACACACCACUAUCAACAUACUCUUUGAGCUAAUCGCGGCUCAGAGUUUACUGUCUCUUGCGUCCAUUGGUUAUCUGGCUCUUGCUGCCAUUGGUACUCGGUGCAACCCUGCCAUUGGUUCUGUUGCUCUUCCUGCGGUUGGUAUUCGGUCUCUUGCGCCCAUGGGUUAUGUAGCUCCUACUGCCAUUGAUGUUCAGUCUGUUGUGUCCAUUGGUUGUCUGGAUGCUGCUGCCAUUGAUGUUCGGUCUGUUGUGUCCAUUUGGUUGUCUGGCUGCUGCUCCCAUUGUGGUUCGGUAUGUUGUGUCCAUUGGUUCUCUGACUCAUGCUGCCAUUGGUUUUUGGUCGCUUGUGUCUGUUCCUCUUCUGUCGCCUUUGUCCCACUCCCUAAAGCCCCAGUACGUUUUUUAGUUUUACUUUGGUUCUUUGGAACGAUUUCCUUACAUGUCCUUGCGUUAUGA
Molecule: messenger RNA, 516 nt
Organism: Lactuca saligna
Lineage: Eukaryota; Viridiplantae; Streptophyta; Magnoliopsida; Asterales; Asteraceae
Source: the annotation of a GenBank genome assembly